Molecule: messenger RNA, 1776 nt
Organism: Lachancea dasiensis
Lineage: Eukaryota; Fungi; Ascomycota; Saccharomycetes; Saccharomycetales; Saccharomycetaceae
Source: the annotation of a GenBank genome assembly
AUGUCUAAUUACUCAAAGACUGCCAUCUUGUCCGUUUACGACAAGACUGGGUUGCUAGACUUGGCCAAGGGCCUUGCCGAAAACAACGUGCGCAUCUUGGCGUCCGGGGGAACUGCUCGCAUGGUGCGUGAAGCCGGUUUUUCCGUGGAAGACGUUUCCUCGAUCACGCACGCCCCGGAAAUGCUCGGUGGCAGAGUCAAGACCCUCCACCCAGCCGUCCACGGUGGUAUUUUGGCCAGAAACUUGGCAUCUGACGAACAGGACUUGAAAGAACAAAACAUUGACAAGGUUGACUUUGUGGUGUGCAACCUGUACCCCUUCAAAGAAACUGUGGCCAAGGUGGGAGUGACGAUCCCAGAAGCUGUGGAAGAAGUUGACAUCGGUGGUGUGACGCUUUUGAGAGCCGCUGCCAAGAACCACUCGCGUGUGGCCAUCCUAUCGGAUCCUAAGGAUUACCCUCAAUUUCUACAGGAGCUAUCCAAGGGCGAUGUGACCCAAGACCUCAGAAACAAGUUGGCUUUGAAGGCUUUUGAGCACACUGCUGAUUACGAUGCUGCCAUUUCGGACUUUUUCAGGAAGCAGUACUCCGAGGGCACCACCCAAUUGCCCCUACGUUACGGUGCCAACCCACAUCAGAAGCCAGCUCAAGCAUACGUUUCUUUGCAAGAAGAGCUGCCUUUCAAGGUGCUAUGCGGUUCCCCUGGUUACAUCAACCUUUUGGACGCGCUAAAUUCGUGGCCCCUGGUUAAGGAGUUGUCUGCGUCUCUCAAUUUACCAGCUGCUGCCUCUUUCAAGCACGUCUCCCCAGCCGGUGCUGCGGUGGGUCUUCCUUUAAGCGAUGUCGAGAAACAAAUCUACUUUGUCAAAGACAUCGAAAACUUGUCGCCAUUGGCCUGUGCUUACGCUAGAGCCCGUGGUGCCGACAGAAUGUCUUCCUUUGGUGACUUUAUUGCUUUGUCCAAUAUUGUUGAUGUCCCAACUGCCCGCAUCAUUUCUAGAGAAGUUUCCGACGGUGUUAUCGCUCCUGGCUUUGAACCAGAAGCUUUGGAGCUCUUGUCUAAGAAGAAAGGUGGUAAGUACUGCGUUUUGCAAAUCGACCCUAAUUUCACCCCAGAAUCUGUCGAGACUAGACAAGUCUACGGUGUCACCUUGCAACAAAAGAGAAACGAUGCCAUUAUCAACAAAUCUUCUUUCAAAGAAAUCGUAUCUGCAAACAAAAACUUGACCGAGCAGGCUGUUAUCGACUUGACUGUCGCUACUAUUGCUUUGAAAUACACUCAAUCUAACUCUGUCUGCUACGCCAAGAACGGUAUGGUUGUGGGUCUAGGUGCUGGUCAACAAUCCAGAAUCCACUGUACUAGAUUGGCGGGUGACAAGGCUGACAACUGGUGGUUGAGACAGCACCCAAGAGUGCUAGCCUUCAAGUGGGCCCAAGGUGUUAAGAGACCAGAGAAAUCCAACGCAAUCGAUCUUUUCGUGACUGGCCAGAUUCCAACCGAGGAGCCCGAGAAGUCCGAAUAUGAAUCCAAAUUCGCCGAGAUUCCAACUCCCUUAACUGCCGCAGAAAAGAAGGAGUGGAUGAGCAAGUUGAACAAUGUUGCUUUGUCCUCCGAUGCUUUCUUCCCAUUCCCUGACAACGUCUACAGAGCCGUUAGAUCCGGUGUUAAGUACAUCGCUGCUCCUUCGGGGUCAGUUAUGGACAAGGCUGUCUUCUCCGCUGCCGAUUCCUUCGAAUUGGUGUACGUUGAAAACUCCAUUCGUUUGUUCCACCAUUGA